Messenger RNA from Trichoderma asperellum CBS 433.97, 320 nucleotides. NCBI's taxonomy places the organism in Eukaryota, Fungi, Ascomycota, Sordariomycetes, Hypocreales, Hypocreaceae. The record is from RefSeq and is a predicted model, not a curated record.
GCCUGCCUUCUAGUGAAUACUAUGAGAGGGUUGAAACUAUCCGAGCCCAGACCAGCACCGCCUUUUGUGGGCUAUAGCCUUGCGGCGAUGAAAAAUGCUUUUUCUAAAGUCCGGUGGCCAAUAUUUUCGAGGCCUAUGCAUUACAACCAUUUGCCCGGAUGCGAUAUGGGGAGGUACAUUGAAUGUCUUUUUCACGUGUAUUAUGACGGAGUAGAUGGAUUGAACUUGGGAGCAUUUGUCGAUAUGAGCAAAAAGACAUAAAAGCGUCUUCUCGGCUUUCGCUAGUUUUGGGAAGCAGUAGUAUUGGGUUCGGUGUUCAU